Messenger RNA from Lates calcarifer (barramundi perch), 3611 nucleotides. RefSeq names its product parathyroid hormone 2 receptor a (gene pth2ra). Gene Ontology annotation, molecular function: G protein-coupled peptide receptor activity; parathyroid hormone receptor activity; peptide hormone binding. Gene Ontology annotation, cellular component: plasma membrane. The record is from RefSeq and is a predicted model, not a curated record. Gene Ontology annotation, biological process: cell surface receptor signaling pathway; adenylate cyclase-modulating G protein-coupled receptor signaling pathway. NCBI's taxonomy places the organism in Eukaryota, Metazoa, Chordata, Actinopteri, Centropomidae.
CCUUACCACCAGCACGCGCCACGGAGCACCACGCGAGGGGAGAGAGUCACAGAGCGUCGACAGGCACAGUGCACACAGAGGCGUCUUCAAACACCGUCCAGCUCCGCGGUGGAGCGCGCGCACACGCUGAAGGGAUUCUUGACAGAUAAAAGUUUUGAUUACGUGAACGCGAAGCCCGCUCUUCCUCUCCUCACGUGCCGCGCGGGACCCCUUCCCCUGUGCUAAAGCCAGCGAUACGACACGGUAACCCACUCAUUCCUGAGGAAGUCAUAUCCGGGAAGCUCUCCGAAGCGCACGAGAGGAGCGGGUCUGGAUGGGGAAGCCACGUGGAAUUAGUGAUCUCGUGAAGUCCGCUGCCGCAUCCUUCCCCUCUGCGCUGGAGGCAAGUUGCGACAAAACUUUCUCCUGAUGUAAAGCUCUUACCCCGGGAUGUUUAUUUCCAGCAUGAAUCGCACAGUGUCACUCACGCCGCUGGACACGAAGGCACACAGAGGAGAUCUGAACUGGCCCUGGUGGAUUUUACUCCUAAACUUUUUCCUUUGCUGGACUUGGGCUGACGCACAGAUGGGGUUUGACGGUCCUCUCUCUGCACAGGAGCAAAUGUACAUCCUGCAUGAGAUCAAACUGCAGUGCCACCAGAACCUCUCCAACACUGACACGACGUCCACAGAUGAGGUCUGCCCUCCAGAGUGGGACGGUCUUAUUUGUUGGCCCCGUGGCUCCCCUGGGCUGGUUACCAAGGUUCCUUGCCCAUCUUACAUCUAUGACUUCAAUCACAAAGGACAUGCAUACAGACAGUGUGAAGUCAACGGCUCCUGGGUGUUUGUGGACUAUUGGAACAAAACAUGGACCAACUACUCUGAGUGUCUGAGCUUCCUUCAGCCCAGUGAUGAGGAGGAGAGACAAGACUUCUUUGAGCGGCUGUACAUCAUGUAUACAAUUGGCUACGCGGUUUCCUUCAGCUCUCUGCUAGUGGCCAUCCUCAUCAUUGGAUACUUCAGGCGUCUUCACUGCACCAGAAACUACAUCCACAUGCACCUGUUUGUUUCCUUCAUGUUGCGGGCAGUCAGCAUCUUUGUGAAGGACAAAGUCGUCUAUUCCAGAGCUGGACUGCAGGACUUUGACUCCGCCCUGCUGGACAACUUAAAAACAGUUAGCGCAGCGUCUCUGGACAAGUCUCAGUAUAUUGGCUGCAAGGUGACAGUGCUGCUCUUCAUCUAUUUCCUGACCACCAACUACUACUGGAUCCUGGUGGAAGGCCUCUACCUUCACACUCUCAUCUUCAUGGCCUUCAGAUCAGACUCUAAAUACCUCUGGGGCUUCACACUCAUCGGAUGGGGUGUUCCAGCUGUUUUCGUGGCCGUGUGGGCGAUUGUCAGAGCAACACUAGCAGAUGCUAGAUGUUGGGAGUUAAGUGCUGGAAACAUUAAGUGGAUCUACCAGGUUCCCAUCCUGACAGCCAUUGGGCUCAACUUUGUCCUGUUUGUGAACAUUGUGCGCGUGCUGGCCACUAAAAUUCGAGAGACCAACGCGGGGAGAUACGACACCAGGAAACAGUACAGGAAACUGGCAAAGUCCACUCUUGUGUUAGUGCUGGUGUUUGGCAUCCACUACAUCGUCUUUGUGGGGAUGCCUCACACAGUUGACGGACAAAGCUGGGAGGUUCGCAUGUACUGUGAGCUGUUCUUCAACUCAUUUCAGGGUUUCUUUGUGUCCAUUAUCUAUUGCUACUGCAAUGGAGAGGUCCAGACAGAGAUCAAGAAAACAUGGACACGCUGGAAUCUGGCCUUUGAGUGGGAGGGCCCCGUAAUCUGUGGCCGUUACCGUUACGGCUCAGUGGUCGUUGGCCUCAACAACAACAGCACCAGCAGUCAGUCCCACCUGGCUGGGGGUGUGCCCUCCACACGCUCCACCACGCUUGUCUCAAGCCGUGGUUAUAGGAACACGGGUCCCCCUCUGGUCAGCAUGCACGCCACUCUCCCAGGUUACGUAAUCAGUAACUCAGACCCGUCCAUACCUGAAGACCCUGAGGACAGUGGCCCCAAGCAGGUGGAUGACAUCUCCCUGAAGGAAAAUGUGCGCGUUCUAAAUACGAGUGUAGCAGCUGAGGAUGAGGAGGAAGCGCUGUAGCAGACGUCAUCUACUGCAGGUAGAUGCAGGUGGAGCUGUGCCAACCCAGCCUCAUGUCAUUAAAAAUGUAAAAAUGUAAUAGGAAUUGUCCGUGUGUGAGUAUGAUUUACAGGAGACAUGGAUGCGAGGUGCAGCCUUGUGCCCUGAGGGUGUAAUGCAACUGAAAAACUCAGCCAGCUGUCGGCUAUAGCACUGAGCCACUCAGUGAAGACAACGGCUUAUCAGCUUCAGAAGCUUGAGAAGCACCUGCAGAUGUCUGUGAAUUAAAAAAAAAGCUGAAUUAUUGACUAAACCAGUCACCCUUUGCUUUUCUCGGGGAGGGCAACACCACAGUGCCCUCUGCCACUCGGCAGCUUGAAAAAUGUGCUGCUGCGGACGAGUGCAGCUGUGGUGGUUAUUUCAACAUUUCCGGUAAAGUGUACUUUUCCUGCUAUUACCAUAAUUGUAUUUAACAUGAGUCACACACAGGACAAUGAUAAAAAAAAAUACGAUACAGAAACGUACACAUGAAAAGCAGGCUGAUAAGAACAGUGGCAGCACCACCAUGAUAACUGUAGAAUAAAAAUCAUCUCCUGGAUCAUGGAGAUUAAUGCACAGUAGAUUAAUGUACGUCAUUUUCUCCAUACAAACCAAAGCUCCAUUCAGAAAUACAGAAGACGAUGUAAUUUUCAUCCAUUUACUGGAGAUUCUGACUGUCCUUUUGGCUUUAUCCCAGUUCCAGAGGAAUGACAGUAUCUGUCAAGUAAGACAAUGAUACAUCCUGCUGAUGAAUCCCUUUAUCUUUAUUCAGUGUUGUGAUGAUCUGCUGUGAUGUGCUUGGUUGUCAGUUGUCAGCCCACUUUGUGAAGAAUCAUGCUCCUAAAGGAACUCAGUUUUGUGACUUUAAAAUGAAGUGGAAGGGGGCGGCACGGUGGAGCAGUGGUUAACACUGUCACCUCACAGCGAGAAGGUUCCAGGUUUGAACCUCGGUGCACCCAGGGCUUUUCUGUGUGGAGUUUGCUUUUCGAGGCAUGGAUUGAUGUACACGUGCAUUUUUAUAAUUUAUAAUUUAUUACCUUGAACUGCUGAUAUUUCUUGCUUUGUUUAUACUUGUAAGCAAAGCCACAAAAACUGUCACAGGCAGUAGCACCUACGGUUUUUAUGAGACAUCGAAUUUGAUGGUAAGACAGCAUUAAAAUCAUGGUUUUUCUAUUUUUGACAAUCAACUGUUGUGCUCACUUUGAAGGGCUACAUUUUGUGGCUGCUCAAGGGUUUUAUGUAUGCUUUGUUCCUGCAUGUUUGUCAGUGGAUAAGAUGCUGUGCUUGUCACAAAAAUAGAAUCUUUAUUGUUCAUGUGCCUCUCACAAGCUUUAAAAACGGACUUGAAAAGGGUUCUUUUUAAUCUGGUUGGUUGUUUUUCCCUGUGAUAUUUGUGUCUUCUCCCUUUUCUUUCUACUCUUCCUCCCUACCCUCCUCUCUGUUAUCUCCUAAUAAAUGUUUAA